UCGCAGGCUGCACUUUAAAUCCGCCGGCGGUAGUCGAAGUUGUCGCACCGUCCCGAAGGUCGUGGUCAUGGGGUCGAGCACCGCCUCCGAGACUACCAUCAACACCAGCACCGAUAGCGCCAACACGAUGCUAACUAUGGUGACGACAACGGAUGGAGAACAACCGGACGACAGUUUCGAUCUGAUGGACAUCCCGUCGGAGAUGUCUCCUCCCGCUCCGUCGUCGACGGUCCCAACGACCGACUCCGAACCGAUUCCUCCGCCACCACCGUUGCCACCCUCACCGCCGGCACAACCUAACCAGUCUUCGUUCUCGCAACCGGUCGAGUAUUCGACCGACGACGAGAAAAGACUCGGCGAGACGGUUGGAUCGACGUCGAACGGUGCCAUUUUCAAAUCGAUAUCGGACACCGAUAACGGCCGGCUCGAUACUCGUGCCUCGAGCGUCGCCAAUCUCCUCGACGAGACCGUCACCCUUCCGGUCGUCGACGCGAUACCCAACAGCGAGACGAGGUCGGUCUCCGGGAGAACUCCGCCGCUUCCGGACCUACGAGCGACCGAUUUCUUUAGCACACCCGUAAGAGGUUCGGUGGACGCCGGCCAACCGAAUUCGAGCGAUUCGAAUCCGAUGCUGAGGUUGGUCGUCGGCAGGAACAGGGAGGAUAACAAUCGAUCGAGCGAUCGAACGAGCAAUGCCGUGUCGGGAGAGGCGAAACAAGGAAAGCCGAGCGUGAACGUGACGACGAAUCCCCUGGACGUGUCGCUGAUGGGAACGACGACGACGCGGACGAGCAACGAUCGAUCGUCCGACGGUCCAGGUAGGACCGGUAACGGCAAAUCUCGAGGAAAGUCGAGCGAAUCGCAUCCCCUCGUUUCAACCAUUCAUUCAUGGGUCAGGCUCUUUUUCCCGUUUUGCGCAAUAGGAGGCAACGCGAGCGGAAAUAAGAGAUCGACGCAAGCGGCAACGAUCGUGGUUCAACAACCGUCGCUGUCGUUGGACGGUUCGGCCGGCGCCGCCACGAUACUGUUACAUCCGGAGCUGGACGUCAGGCGUCGAGAAGAAAACAUGAGGCAACUGUUGGACGUGGCGAACACGCUGACGCUACAGGAAAUACACGACUUCGAGAUGAGAUACGGUAGUCCUCAUCACAGUCGGUCCCAAUCGGUGAAGACUCCCGGUAGCCGUUCGUCGGGCAGGGCGAAUUAUCUGUGUCUUCCGCAGCAGAGGUCGAGGGUGGCGAGCAUGCCGAACACCGGCGUCGAGGAGGAGUACUACAGGCUCCGACAUUUCAGCAUAACCGGUAAAGGGGUGGUGAAUCGAGGGGACUCGUUGAAAAGUCGGAGAUCUCGAUCCAACAAUAGCGUCGCUUCGAGCAAUUCGAGCACGGAACAUUUGACCGCUUCGUAUCCUGGCUCGGCGAGGAAUUCCGCGGCGGGCUCGUUGGCCAGCUCUCGCGAGAGCAGCGCUUCUCAGGGACCAACGCCGUACCGCGUGCUCAUGCUGGGAGCUCCGGCCGUAGGGAAAAGCUCGCUCGUUUCCCAAUUCAUGACCUCCGAGUAUCUUCACGCUUACGACACUUCGAUCGACGACGAGUCGGGAGAGAAAACGGUCAGCGUGUUGUUGGCCGGAGAAGAAUCCGAGCUGACCUUUAUCGAUCACUCUUGCGCCGAGAUGACGCCAGAGAGUUGCAUAGCCGCGUACGAACCGCACGCGUACUGUGUCGUCUAUUCGACGACCGAUCGAGCCUCGGUACGAGUCGCCGAGGAGGUUCUGCAGACUCUUUGGCGGAGCGAUUACGUAUCGGCCAGAGGGGUGAUCCUCGUUGGGAACAAAGUCGACCUCGUUCGCAGUCGAUUGGUUUCGACCGAAGAAGGAAAAUCUAUGGCUACGUCGUACGAUUGCAAGUUCAUCGAGACGUCCGUUGGAAUCAAUCACAACGUCGAUGAACUUCUCGUCGGCUUGCUGACGCAGAUUCGCUUGAAGCUCGAGAACCCCGAACGAACGAGGGACCUAUUUCGGAAAAGAUCGCGAAAGAAUCGUAGCAAAUCGCCUUUAGGAUCUUGCUCCGAAAAUAAUUCGCCGAAAAAGUAUCGAGGUAGUCGUACGAGUACCAGUUUGAAGCUGUGUUUCAAAAAAGGAGAUGUGAUUACUAUAACCCAAACCGACGAUGAAGGUUGGUGGGAGGGUACAUUGUACGACAAAACAGGCUGGUUUCCGUCCAAUUACGUCAAAGAAUGCAGAGUUCCAGACUGUGGCGUUUCGACCGUUAAGGCUUCCCCGGAAAAGAUACCACAAGAGUCCCCUACUCACCAGAAACUUAAUCGCGAUAUCGUUCUAAAAGAUGUGGUAGAUUCUGAGAGAGUAAAUGUAGCCGAGUUGCAGGGUCUGAUAAAUAGCUUUUUACAUCCUUUGGAAUCUGCAAACAUAUUGAACAAAGACGAGUAUAAGCAAUUAUUAGGUAAUAUACACGAAAUCAUGGAAGUUCAUCAACGAUUGUUAAAUAGUUUAGAAACAACAAUAGCCCAAGGUAGUGCUUCGAGGGUUGGAAAUCUUUUUCUAACCCUAGCUCCAAAGUUAAAAUCUAUACAUGUGGCAUACUGUGGAAACCAUCCACGGGCUGUCUGCAUUCUAGACCGAUAUAGGGACGAAUUGAACGAUUUUAUGGAACGUAGCGGAGCGAUUUCGCCCGGUAUAUUAGUAUUGACGACCGGUUUAAGCAAACCUUUUCGGAGAUUGGACAAGUAUUCUGCUAUGCUUCAAGAAUUAGAGAGGUAUACGGAAAAGAAUCACCCCGAUAGAGGCGAUACGCAACGCAGCAUAGCCGUGUAUAGAGAAAUAGCGGAUCGAUGCGCGUCCAUACGAAAACAACGAGAGUUAGCGUUGCAAGUGUUAACUAGUGGCAUCAAAGGAUGGGAAGGAGAAGAGUUAAAUUCGCUCGGAGAAAUUGUCUAUGUUGGAUCCGUCGUUUUAGCAAAUGGAACAAACGGGCUAGAUCGCCGAGACAGAUAUUUCGUUCUUUUCCCUACGACACUUUUGGUGCUCAGUGCCAGCCCCAGGAUGAGUUCUUUCGUCUACGAAGGGAAGCUUCCGUUAACGGGUAUCAGUAUUACUCGGAAAGAGGAUACGGACGAAAUAAGGAACGCUUUCGAAAUUACAGGACCAAUGAUCGAGAGCAUACUCGUGCUGUGCGCCACUAAGGAAGAACGACAACGUUGGAUCGAACUUUUGAUUCAAGAACAAACAGCGAACAACAGUCUCGUGAAAUCGCCUACGACUUCACGCAUCUCCAGUCAACAGAACGGGAAACAACAACAGCAGUCGCAACCACCGCAACAACAACAGCAACAACAGCAACGGCCGACCGCGGAGCAUUGCACUCCCGUAGGAAUUAGAAUGCCGUGGAGCAUUGCCUCGUUACGACCAGCACCUCCUCUGUAUACUGUCAGAGCAUUUGGUAAAACUGAUACCAGUUUGGAUUUAUCACGCGCACCACGACCGCGUAACGAAAAACAAUUCGAAGAGGAUGCCAUUAUAUUGAAGGUGAUCGAGGCGUAUUGUCUCUCUGUCAAUGCUAGAUUUACCGUGCACUCUGGAGAGUCGACUCCAACGUUGGAAUACGAUUCUCAUAAAUCGCGUGACAGGACGUCUUUGAUGCAUAACAGAGGGAAUUUGGAUUUAUGUAGCAACAGGGCACUGUCGGAAACCGUGAAAACGUUGAAAAAUCAAAUGACAGAUUUACAGUCGCAGAUGUCGCUUUUGACGAAACAACUCGACGAAGAACGAAGAUCGCGACUGUCUCUAGCGGCUACGGUGAAGCGUAGCAUGGGUGUCGUUGAUGGAUCCGUGCCUUGAAUCGCUCGAGUUUGUAUUUCGCGUUAAAACUUAUCUUCUUUUUCUGUAAAUUGUUCUUCGUACCGUCCCAAUAACGAUCAUCGAAAGACGAAUAAAUAAACUUUCGAAAAAAACUUG
Molecule: messenger RNA, 3970 nt
Organism: Megachile rotundata (alfalfa leafcutting bee)
Lineage: Eukaryota; Metazoa; Arthropoda; Insecta; Hymenoptera; Megachilidae
Gene: RtGEF
Product: Rho-type guanine nucleotide exchange factor
Cellular component (GO): cytoplasm
Molecular function (GO): guanyl-nucleotide exchange factor activity; protein binding
Source: RefSeq, a predicted model, not a curated record